Molecule: messenger RNA, 911 nt
Organism: Tarenaya hassleriana
Lineage: Eukaryota; Viridiplantae; Streptophyta; Magnoliopsida; Brassicales; Cleomaceae
Product: VQ motif-containing protein 18-like
Exons: 1
Coding region: 76-600 (174 amino acids)
Cellular component (GO): nucleus
Source: RefSeq, a predicted model, not a curated record
UUAUACCAUACAAGAAAAGUUCAGAUCUCCUUUUCAUCAUUCAUUCAUUUCCUUUUGUGUUGUCUUGAAGUGCAAAUGGAUUCGAUGGCGUCCGAAUAUGAUCUUCAUCUUCCUCAUCGUAAAAGCCUUCAGAAUUCUAGGGUUCCGAUUUCCAUGAACAAGAGCUCUCACGUGACCAAGACCAAGCCUAAGAUUCGUAUAAUCCAUAUAUUUGCACCGGAGAUCAUCAAGACCGACGUCAAGAACUUCCGUGCCCUCGUCCAGAGCCUAACCGGAAAACAUGCCGUUGAGGCGGCCAAAUCCGGUAGAAGGAGAACCAAACCGGAAAAUCCGGUUAUCACAAACCAAGAUUCGACGGGUGAUCAUGAUCAGGUCAACAGGCUGGCAGGAUUUUCCGGUACUUUGCUAGCCAGCAGUUCUGUGAAGACAGAACGGCCGUUAGGUGAGUUUUCGGAUCCAAACGUCGACUUCGAUUUGGAGGGUUUGAUCGAUCUCGAAGAUGGUUUUUCCACGUUUCACAUGAAACCCUCUCAUCACAUGGAUCAUGGUUUCAUGUUGAACAACGCCUCCGAUCAGACAAAAGGUCAUCACUUGCCUUGACAUAUUUGGAUUCUAUAUAUUGGUGUAUAAAACUCAAAUCGACAUCUAGUGCUAAUUUUCCAUUGUGUGUCUCUAUAUAUAUAUAUAUUGCCUCAAUUUCGAUGCUCUUGCAUGGGUACGUACACGACGAGGAAUUAACCCGGUUAAAUGAUUUUGCCGACAGAGUGUAAUGCAGAGAGCUUAUGUGCAGCCCUUGUCGGAGAAAUAUCACUCACCCACGUUGUCCAAAAAAAAUCUUACUUGGGGCACAUAAAAUGUAACUUGGUGUACUAUUUUUUUUUAUAAUAUAAAAGUUCACCAUGUCUUUGAUC